Messenger RNA from Fusarium redolens, 1167 nucleotides. RefSeq lists its product as uncharacterized. NCBI's taxonomy places the organism in Eukaryota, Fungi, Ascomycota, Sordariomycetes, Hypocreales, Nectriaceae. The transcript has 3 exons. Bases 1 to 1167 code for a protein of 388 amino acids. The record is from RefSeq and is a predicted model, not a curated record.
AUGAAGUCUCUUACAAGCAUCGCUAUCGCAGCGGCUUUUGCACUUUUCGCCAGCUAUUCCUCAGCAUCCCCCACGUCCUACUGCAACGGCAAAUCCAACAAGAUCUGUUACACCUGGGCCGUCCCAUCCUCAACAGCCUCGUCCAGUUCCGGCAACUUGUUCAUCCGUAUCCAAGCUCCCGCCGAAUACCAAUGGGUUGGCCUCGGCACAGGUGAUAAAAUGAGCGGCUCAACCAUGUUCGUCAUUUACCAAGAUGGCACUGGUAAAGUCACCUUGAGCACGAGGAUGGGACAUGGCCAUGAGAUGCCGGAGCAUAGCCGCAUGCGCUCUGUCAAGCUUAUCGAGGGCAGCGGGGUCGUGAACAAGACAAUGGUGGCGAAUAUACAAUGUGGCGAUCUGGGAAACAUGCACUUCAAGGGGUCGAAUCAUUGGAUUAGUGCUUGGAAGACUGGAAGUUCUUUGCACACGACUGACAUUGAUGCUGAUAUUGAAGAACACGAUGGGCACAAUAGCUUCUCAGUUGACUUUUCUGAAGCUGUUGUAAGCUCUAAUAGCAACCCUUUCAUUCACAUGUCGAUUGCUACACCGAGUGGUGCAGCGUCUGGUGGUGGCGGGGGUGAAGUUAACACCAGCACCAUCCACGGUAUCAUCAUGUCGGUCGUCUUCCUACUGGGCUAUCCUCUCGGAUCUCUGUUAAUGCCUAUAAUCGGAAAGUGGUUCAUCCACGCUACGUGGCAGAUGAUUGUCUUUAUCGGCAUGUGGGCUGGGUUUGUUGCUGGCAAGUUGGCCGCCGACCGUAACGGUGAUUGGUUCAGCGCUCCGCAUGUCAUAAUCGGUACAGUCGUUUGCGGUUUGAUGGCCAUCCAGCCAAUCUUGGGAUGGCUACAUCACAGGAACUAUACCAAGUAUCAGCGACGAACAGGCGUCAGUCAUGCUCACAUUUGGUACGGUCGAGCUCUGAUGGUCCUUGGAAUUGUUAACGGCGGUCUCGGUUUGCAGCUCGCUGGUGCAUCCAUGAAACUCAUUAUCGGCUAUGGCGUGGUUGGUCUGGUGACGUCUUUGAUGUAUACUGCAGGCGCUGUUCGCAAGAUGCUUAGGGGACGAAAGAAGCAUCAGCAUGAGCCUCUGAAGUACAAUGGUUCAUAUAGCGCGGUAGCAUUGAUCUGA